Messenger RNA from Dissoconium aciculare CBS 342.82, 4580 nucleotides. Its product is annotated as putative ABC transporter. NCBI's taxonomy places the organism in Eukaryota, Fungi, Ascomycota, Dothideomycetes, Mycosphaerellales, Dissoconiaceae. Gene Ontology annotation, biological process: transmembrane transport. The transcript has a single exon. The record is from RefSeq and is a predicted model, not a curated record. The coding region runs from base 79 to 4569 and encodes 1496 amino acids. Gene Ontology annotation, cellular component: membrane; fungal-type vacuole. Gene Ontology annotation, molecular function: ABC-type peptide transporter activity; ATP hydrolysis activity; ATP binding.
CUUAUCGGUUUGAUCUUGUUGUCUGGCGUGUCAAUGUCUGGACUGGACUGUACGGCACACACGUAAACAUCGCCGACGAUGGCUCACACAGGCAUGAACCUCUGCUUUGAUCGCAUCUGGGAUUCGCGAUCCGCAUCAAUCUCAGAAUGCUUCCUCCCAGGCAUUGCCUUGCUUCCAGCUGUCCUUGCGAUAGUAAUCCUGCUUGGUCAAGUUUCGCGUGCCUUUAUCCCACAGCGAGCGCAAUGGAUGCGCCCAUUUGUACAAGAGAUCGCAGAGCCUGUGGUCGAGGUUGAACUCGUGCGCCGCCGACGAUGGACCGCCUAUACCCAAGCCUUGUCUGCACUCUCACUGGUCGGUCUGGUUCUACAAGUCGCGGCCUCUACGUUCGAUCGUUCGGGGCUCGCGGUAUUUGUUCCAAUCCUUACUUGGCUCGUCAUCAUUUCUCAACUUGUCCUUUUGAGGCCGCGAACAGUUCCAUACGCUGUAUUUUGGCUGCUCAUCAUACAAUGUAUCGUACAGGCGGUACUAACUAGUCAUCUUUUCUGGAAUAACGCUUCAUCGCGGUCCUUCAGCAUCGCUAGUACUAUCUUCGGAAUUGUUGCUAUCGUCACGUUACUUUUCAUGCCGCUUCGCGACCCAUACUGGUCUACAAAGGACAUCAGCAAGCCGUUCGAUACACCUGUGGCAACCCUACGCAGUCCAGAAGAUAUCGUUAAUCUCUGGCAGUUCAUGACAGUGUCAUGGGUUGCACCGCUUCUCACGCUAGCUGGACAAAGGCAACUCGAGGAGACAGAUGUCUGGUCUCUUCCAUACGGUUUCUCUCACAGACGACUACAUGAUCAUUUUCGUGAACUCAAAGGAUCUGUUAUCGCUCGUCUCAUCGCUGCGAAUGCCAUCGAUCUUGGUCUAAUCGUCCUCCUGGGCUUGCUCGAAUUGGUCGCUACUUACUCGGCACCAGUUCUUUUGCAAUUGAUUCUCAGCACGAUGCAAGAUCCGACCUUACCAAAAUCAGUGCCCGUCACGUAUGCAUUCAUUGUACUCGUCAUUCGCUUGAUCAGCAGUCAAUUGGGCGUCUUCAAUCUUUGGUUCGGCCGAAGAUGCUAUGAAAGAUCCCGCGGAGAGAUGAUUACCAUGUUACAUGAAAAGACCUUGGGACGAAAGAUUGCCUUCCAGGCACCACAGGAGAAGAAAGAGACUCCCGAAAAUGGUGACGCCAAUGGAUCCGCAAACGGUCACGCCAACAGUGCCGACGCGGUCAAAGAGAAGCCUUCCUUGUGGCAGCGCUUCAAGAAAUUGUUUUCUCGCAAAACGAAGGAAGAAGCAAAAGAGCCGGCCUCGAUGGGCAAAAUCUUGAACCUGAUGCGCAACGAUGUUUACGAAGUUGCACAGCGAUUUUGGGAAUUUGACAAAUUGCUUCGCGUUCCCUUGAGUGUUCUCUUCUCCAUGGGAUUGGUUGUCAACUACCUCGGAUGGUCCGCCAUGAUCGCCGUGGCGGUAGUUGUCGGUGCUCAGCUCAUCAGCGCCGGACUCGCUCGGAUCAUGAUCUACAUCGAGAGCAAGCGUCGAGUCGCUACUGAUAAAAAGUUACAAGUCAUUGGGCAAUUUGUCGAAGCUCUCCGACAUCUUCGUUGGUAUGGUUGGCAAGGCUCAUGGCUAAUCCAGGUGCUUGAUGCCCGUCAGAAAGAGCUCAAUCUUCGGGUCGUAUCGUCAUGCGUCUCUUUACUGAUCUCAUUCGUCAACACUCUAUCUUUGGAUUGCACACCUGUGGUUGCUUUCUAUGCGUACACUGUCAUUGCAAAGAAGCACCUGACAGUGGACAUUGCGUUUCCUGCACUUUCUCUGUUCGGAAUGAUGACAUUUGCGCUGAACGAAUUGCCACAGUUGAUCACAACUUUGAUCAAUGCAUGGGUUGCAGUGAAUCGCAUUGAGGAAUUUAUGGCUGAGCCCAAUCGCGAGGAAAUGUCCACCGAAGCUCUCGUCGGGGACGAUUUGUCCUUGUACAAUGCAACGUUCGCCUGGCCAGGGACUUCCCAGGCUGUGUUGAAAAAGGUCCAUGCUUCCUUUCCGACCGGCCUUACUGUCAUUUCGGGCGAAGUUGCAUCCGGCAAGACUGCUCUCCUACAGGCUCUUCUGGGUGAGCUUGACAUGCUCGAGGGUCAGCUCAUCCGACCGCUCGAGCCUAUAGGAUACUGUGCUCAAACUCCUUGGCUGCAGAGUAUGAGCAUCCGUGAAAAUAUCCUAUUCUCGGAGCAAUUCAACGAAGAGCGAUACAACAGUGUCAUCGAGGCAUGUGCCCUCACACAUGAUCUGGCGGGCUUCAGUGGUGGUGAUCAGGCGCUUAUUGGAGAGAACGGCAUAGGCUUGUCCGGUGGACAGAGGGCCCGAGUCGCACUCGCUCGUGCAGUUUACAGCCAAACAAAGAUCUUGUUUCUCGACGAUCCACUUUCGGCACUUGACCAGCAGACUGCCGAGUCGAUCGUCAACGAGUGCUUCCGUGGCCCACUCAUGAAAGGUCGCGUUGUCCUUUUAAUCACACAUCGUCAGGAAUUGGUUAUUGAAGCUGCGCAACAGUUCCUCACAGUUGAGAAUGGUCUUGUCACCACUUCUACAGACAAGCCUACGAAUAUCCAAUACAGCAAUACCCGUGAGAAAACUAAAUCAAGCAGCGAAACAAAAGGCCCCACAAAGGAUGACAAGGAUAAAACUGCGCCCAAGAAAUUCUUAGAUGAUGAGCAUCGCGAAUCCGGCGGAGUCAAACUCAGUGUUUAUUGGGAGUAUAUCAAAGCCGGCAAGCUCUCGCUGUGGGCGAUAGCUAUUGCAGGGCUAAUCCUUUUCCGCCUCGCCAUCCUCGGAGAGAACUGGUUCAUCAAGACCUGGGGUGAAUCGUACCAGACCGAAUCGCAAUCUAGGUUUAUGAUCUUUGCAGAGGACAUUGUCUCGGCACAAUCCUGGAUCUCUGACCGUCUUCCACCGCCGGAUGACGAUGUACGUCCUUGGCUACUGGUAUUCUUGGCCAUUGCACUUGUUUCCUCUUUCUGCUUUGUUCUCGCGCAGGGUAUGAUCAUCGUCAUUGGCUACACUGCUGGUAAAAACAUGUUCCGCGAGAUUAUGGAACGAGUCGCCUAUGCAACAUUCCGGUUUUAUGACGUUACUCCUGUCGGUCGACUCAUGAAUCGAAUGACCUCGGAUAUCGGUGUUAUCGAUGGCGGCAUCACUCACCAGUUCAUGAGCAUAUCUUGGAUGACCAUCUCGUGGAUGUCAUCGGUCGUGGUCAUUGCAGCGAUCACUCCUCUGUUCUUGCUCUUCACUGUCCUAUUGCUGGUCACGUUCAUCCUCAUCUUUCAGCGAUUCAUCCCCGCCUCACAGAGUCUCCGUCGGCUCGAGACAGUGUCUUUGACGCCACUCAUGUCUAACUUUGGUGCCCUACUCGAAGGCCUGGCGACCGUGCGUGCCUUUCACGCGCAGGAACGGUUCCAAGACCGUGUCAUCCACGUCGUGGAUACCUUUCAGAAGAUGGACCAUUUUUACUGGAGCGCUCAAACCUGGCUCACCUACCGGUAUGACAUACUAUCCGCCUUUGCCACCUUUUUGCUCUACUUGCUGGCCCUCGCGACUCAUCUUUCCGCCGGAUUGACCGCGUUUGUCCUUCUGGCCGCUCAACGGUUUGUUACCAAUACCCAUUACUUAUGCAAGCAGUACGGUCAGAUGCAGAUGCAAUUCGUCUCGGUCGAGCGAGUCGUGGAGCUUUUACAUCUUGAUCAAGAGCCAAAGGGGACCAUCACUCCCCCAGCCUGGUGGCCAUCGUUUUCGGGAGAUAUUGUUUUCGAUAAUGUCACUAUCCAAUAUGCGCCGCACCUUGAUCCCGCCUUGGCCGAGGUCUCAUUCACAGUCAAAGGAGGCUCCAAAACAGCCAUUAUCGGCCGUACCGGAUCUGGCAAGUCCACCCUCGCUCUCUCGCUCAUCGCCACCAUGUUACCCAACGAUGGAAGUAUCACCGUUGACAAUAUCGACCUGGCGCAAGUUGACAAGCAACUUCUGCGCACUCGCAUCACUUUCCUCGCACAGGACCCUGUACUUUUCCCUGGCACCAUGCGUGAGAAUCUCGACCCUGUCAAGGAGCACACUGAUGAAGCUUGUGCAGCGGUCCUAGAACGUGUCUGUGCGCGUCAGGGGUGGUCACUGGAUACCAAGGUCGAAGCCGGCGGCAAAAACCUCAGCCAGGGUCAACGACAGCUCGUCGGUCUAGCUCGUGCCGUACUCCGCCGAAGUGCCAUCAUCAUCUUGGAUGAGGCGACCGCAUCGAUUGAUCGUGAGACUGCCGCGCAAAUCCAACAGGUCAUGCAUGAGGAGAUGAAGGAGAGUACUGUCAUCACUAUCGCUCAUCGGUUGGAGGCUGUAAAGAAUGCGGAUUAUUGUAUCGUCUUGGGUAAUGGACGGAUUGUGAAGCAGGGACCAGCGGGAGAGAUGUUGCGAGAAGGUCAUGUGGAGGAAGUUGUCAAAGAAAACGUAGAAGAGGAGGAGGAAUCAAAAGGGGAUGAUGGUGAAGGAGGUCCGAGUGCGCCACAAUAAAUAUAGACCAG